CGCGGGCGGCGCAGGGCAGGCUGCAGGGCAGGACCGGCCUCUGGCGCUUGGCGCGGGCGGAGCGAGCAGCGCCCGGGAGGAGGCGGAGGAGGCGGAGGCGGAGGCGGAGGCGGCGCCCAGCUGGCCCCCGCCCUCCGCCCUCCCCCCGGCGGCUCCCAGCAAGUUCCCCGACCGAGGAGGAGGACGCAGCCCGGCGGCGACGACGACGCUUGCUGGCUGGCUGGCUGGCUGCAUGGCGCCCUCGCAGUGCGCUCCGGAGCUGCGCCCGGGGACUCCAGCGCCCUGAAGCCCGGCGGCGAGGCGAGGCGGGCCGAGGGGGGCAGGUCGCCAGCUGGCCGGACGAGCAGAGAUGGGGAGCAAAGGCCAUUAUCGGUACCACUGGCAAAGCCACAAUGUCAAGCACAGCGGCAUGGACGACAUGGUGCUGCUUUCCAAGAUUUCGGAAGACUCCAUUGUGGAUAACCUCAAAAAGCGAUACAUGGACGACUAUAUAUUUACAUAUAUUGGGUCGGUGUUAAUCUCUGUGAACCCUUUUAAGCAGAUGCCCUACUUUGGAGAGAAAGAGAUUGAAAUGUACCAAGGAGCGGCUCAGUAUGAAAAUCCACCACACAUCUACGCUCUAGCAGAUAACGUGUACCGGAACAUGAUCAUUGACCGAGAGAACCAGUGCGUCAUCAUCAGUGGUGAAAGCGGUGCUGGGAAGACUGUGGCAGCCAAAUACAUCAUGAGCUACAUCUCCAGAAUAUCAGGAGGGGGCCCCAAAGUGCAGCAUGUGAAGGACAUCAUCUUACAGUCGAAUCCUCUCUUGGAGGCCUUUGGGAACGCCAAGACUGUCCGGAACAACAAUUCCAGCAGAUUUGGGAAAUAUUUUGAAAUCCAGUUUAGCCCAGGUGGGGAACCAGAUGGAGGCAAGAUUUCCAACUUCCUGCUGGAGAAGUCCCGAGUGGUCAUGAGGAAUCCCGGGGAGAGGAGCUUCCACAUUUUUUACCAGCUGAUUGAAGGUGCCCCCAGUGAGCAAAAGACCAGCUUUGGCAUCACCAGUAUGGACUAUUAUCACUACUUGAGUCUCUCUGGAUCCUACAAGGUGGAGGAUAUUAAUGACAAGUCUGAUUUCCAGGAAACUCUGCAUGCCAUGAAUGUGAUCGGGAUCUUUGCUGAGGAGCAGACCUUGGUGCUGCAGAUCGUGGCCGGAGUGCUUCACCUGGGCAACAUCAGCUUCAGGGAAGUCGGCAAUUAUGCGGCGGUGGAGAGUGAGGAAUUCUUGGCCUUCCCGGCUUUCCUGCUGGGCAUUGACCAGAGCCGGCUCAAAGAGAAGCUGACCAGCAGGCAGAUGGACAGCAAGUGGGGAGGCAAGUCGGAAUCCAUCCACGUGACCCUCAACGUGGAGCAGGCCUGCUACACCCGGGACGCCUUGGCCAAAGCCCUGCAUGCCAGAGUCUUCGACUACUUGGUGGAGUCCAUUAAUAAGGCUAUGGAGAAGGAUCACGAAGAAUAUAAUAUUGGUGUCUUGGACAUCUAUGGCUUUGAAAUAUUCCAGAAAAAUGGGUUUGAGCAGUUCUGCAUCAACUUUGUCAACGAGAAGUUGCAACAGAUCUUCAUUGAGCUGACGCUGAAGGCAGAACAGGAAGAAUAUGUGCAAGAAGGAAUCUGCUGGACCCCCAUUGACUACUUCAACAAUAAAAUUGUGUGUGACCUCAUAGAGAAUAAAGUGAAUCCCCCUGGCAUCAUGAGUAUCCUGGACGACGUCUGUGCCACGAUGCAUGCCGUGGGCGAAGGAGCGGACCAGACCCUGCUGCAGAAGCUCCAGAUGCAGAUCGGGACGCACGAGCACUUCAACAGCUGGAACCAGGGCUUCAUCAUACACCACUACGCUGGAAAGGUGUCGUACGACAUGGACGGCUUUUGCGAGAGGAACCGAGAUGUUCUUUUCAUGGACUUGAUUGAACUCAUGCAAAGCAGCGAAUUGCCUUUUAUAAAGGCUCUAUUUCCUGAAAGCCUCCAAGUCGACAAGAAAGGCCGACCUACCACUGCAGGAAGCAAAAUCAAGAAACAAGCCAAUGACCUUGUGGGAACGCUGAUGAAAUGCACGCCUCACUACAUCCGCUGCAUCAAGCCGAAUGAAACGAAGAAACCUCGGGACUGGGAGGAGAGCAGGGUGAAGCACCAAGUGGAAUACCUUGGCCUCAAAGAGAAUAUCCGAGUGCGGCGGGCAGGUUACGCCUACAGGCGAGUGUUCAAGAAAUUCCUCCAGAGGUUUGCCAUCCUGACCAAAGCAACCUGGCCCUCCUGGAAAGGGGACGAAAAGCAGGGUGUUCUCCACCUCCUCCAUUCGGUUAACAUGGAUGCUGACCAGUACCAGCUGGGGAGAACCAAGAUCUUCAUCAAGGCUCCAGAGUCGUUAUUUUUGCUGGAAGAGAUGCGAGAGCGGAAAUACGACGGCUACGCCCGGGCGAUCCAGAAGGCGUGGCGGAAGUACGUGGCCCGGAAGAAAUACGUGCAGAUGAGAGCCGAAGCCUCCGACCUGCUGCUGAACCGGAAGGAGAGGAGGCGGAACAGCAUCAACCGCAACUUCAUGGGCGAUUACCUGGGCAUGGAGGACCGGCCCGAGCUGCGGCAGUUCCUGGCCAAGCGGGAAAAGGUCGACUUUGCAGACACGGUCACCAAAUAUGACCGGAGGUUCAAGGGUGUCAAGCGAGACCUGAUCCUCUCUCCCAAGUGCAUUUACCUGAUCGGGCGCGAGAAGGUGAGGCAGGGCCCCGAGAGAGGCCUGGUGAAGGAGGUGCUGAAGCGCCGGAUUGAGCUGGAGAAGAUCCUGUCCAUCUCCCUGAGCACCAUGCAGGACGACCUCUUUGUCUUACACGAGCAAGAAUACGACAGUCUCCUAGAGUCAGUCUUCAAAACCGAGUUUUUGACCCUGUUGUCAAAGCGGUUCGAAGAGCGAACACAACGGAGGCUCUUCCUGAAAUUUGGCAACACACUUGAAGUGAAGCUGAAAAAGGAGAAUUGGGGGCCCUGGAGCGCCGGGGGGUCUCGCCAGGUGCAGUUCAGCCAAGGCCAGGGAGACGUGGCCGUCCUCAAGCCAAGCAACAAAGUGCUGCAGGUCAGCAUCGGACCAGGACUCCCAAAGAACUCCCGUCCCACCAGACGGAAUGUAACCCAGUCCAGAGGACCUUCUUCCGGCAGGACCCAAGUCCAGACCUACCCGAUGAGGGCUGCUCCACCUCCCCCAGGUCAUCACCAAAACGGGGUGAUCAAAGCCCCACAGCUGGCACUGUAUCCUCAAGGCCUGGCCAGCCAGCGGGCCAGUCAGAGAAGCCUGUACACAAGCAUGGUGCGCCCGCCAUUGCCACAGGUCUCCGGCGGAGCAGGCAGAAUUUCUCAGCAACCAGACAGCCUGGACUUCCUCAAGGUGCCAGACCAGGGCGCUGCCGGUGCACGCAGGCAGACGACGAGCCGCCCUGCGCCUGCAGGAGGGAGGCCCAAGCCCCAGCCGAAACCCAAGCCUCAGGUCCCUCAGUGCAGGGCGCUGUAUGCCUACGAUGCUCAGGACACAGAUGAACUCAGCUUCAACGCCAACGAUGUCAUUGAGAUCAUCAGAGAAGAUCCCUCAGGCUGGUGGAUGGGCAGGCUAAGAGGGAAGCAAGGACUGUUCCCAAAUAAUUAUGUGGCCAAGGUGUAGCCCUGCAGGCCCAGAGACAGAUGGAGACGCUUUCCAGCUGUGGCGGUCUCCUUGCAAAACUCCCAUUCUUCAUGGAAUCUCUACUCCACGGCAGUUGAGUCUUCAGAGGAGGAAGAUGGAGGAAAAAGCUGCUCUGUUUACUCUCCAGAAAGCCAAAGUGCAUCCCUCAGAUGCCCAAAUUACCAAACAAGGGCUUAUUUAUUUAAUUUAAUCCAUUGUUUUUCUCACGGAAGAGGAAGAGCAUCUUGAAUUCCAUUCCUUGAAGUUUCGGGAAGAUGCUCUGCCAGCCAGGACUCCGGCAGAGUCAGACUUCUUACAAGUGCCUUUCGUUGUGCCGGACUCUCUUCAACAUGAUCUCACACCAUAAUGGCACAUUGUGCACAUUUCCUCUGUGGGUGACUUUGCAGAGGAGCAGAGUGAUGCUGCUACCUGCCUUAGAAGCAGAGGGGCAUGGCUUCUCCCCCCCCGCCGCCCUCCAAAGAGCAUGUAUGGUCAAGGUCGCCCGAGCUGGUAGUCCUUGUUUGCGUGUGAGCAGUGAAGAUGCCCGAAAAGGCUCAGCUCCCCAAAGAGACGCUCCUGAAUGCUGUAGAUGGUUUGCAGAGAUAAUGUGGCUGGCCCAUGUUGGUUUUUAAUUAUUGCUGCAUCUGGUUGGAGACUUGGGGGCUGUUCACUCUCCUCCCCCCAUCAGGAGCUGGGCACCAAGAUAGCAGAGCGAGGCAACCCAGCCGGAAUGGACCCCCGAGCGCUGCCCUGUGCUUCUCCAGCCAGGGAGCUUGAGGAGCCUGCAGGGGCCAGGGACGCUGCCAGCCGUGCUGCUGGGGAGCCAUCAAGCCAGGGGUGCAAGCGCCUGUCAGCCCAGCCGCCUCCCGCCCCAGGCCCGAGCGCUGAUGCUUCCCCAUUUUAUCCACUCUCUUCCCAUGCGCCAUCAAUAAAACAUAGGAAGGAA
Messenger RNA from Hemicordylus capensis (graceful crag lizard), 4625 nucleotides. RefSeq names its product myosin IE (gene MYO1E). The transcript is spliced from 28 exons. Gene Ontology annotation, biological process: vesicle transport along actin filament; actin filament organization. Bases 350 to 3679 code for a protein of 1109 amino acids. NCBI's taxonomy places the organism in Eukaryota, Metazoa, Chordata, Lepidosauria, Squamata, Cordylidae. Gene Ontology annotation, molecular function: ATP binding; microfilament motor activity; actin filament binding. Gene Ontology annotation, cellular component: plasma membrane; cytoplasm; myosin complex. The record is from RefSeq and is a predicted model, not a curated record.